AUGCCUGAUAUCAACCCUAGCACAAUACCUGUGCCUUUCCCGCCUAUGCCCACACGUCACACAACAUCCUCCCCAAGAUCCGAGCUACCCAAGCGCCCGGCACAAACGAGAUCGAACAACCCCCCAGCCCGGUUUCUGUAUAUUGAGUCUUGA
Molecule: messenger RNA, 153 nt
Organism: Plenodomus lingam JN3
Lineage: Eukaryota; Fungi; Ascomycota; Dothideomycetes; Pleosporales; Leptosphaeriaceae
Source: RefSeq, a predicted model, not a curated record